AGACCGCCGCUUCUGAAAAGGGAAAUGUCUAACAGAUGAUUGGCGCCGUGCCCGCCCGCUCCACUUCUGCUGCGCGCUAAACGCAGCUCCUCUGACCAAAGCCAGGAGCGCGCACACGCACUCAAGGCACCAGGGAGGCACUGCUGCUGGGACGGGACGCGACUGAUCCUGAGCAAAAAGCUGCUUCUGUUUAUUCCGAGGAAUGGGGCGACGCUGUUGGUGUCCAACGUUAACAAGCCCCGUUCAAAGCAAAUGCUGCAACGUAGCACCGUCUGCCGGUGAGGUCACUGUGGCACAAAGCAAAGCGACCUGCGCGGACACGCAACGGAGAUUCCGUCACAUCACAGCGGCUUUGUUCGCGCACUGAUUGACUGCUUGGUUUUUGGAUUAGAUUUUUCCAGUAGAAUCGUAUCGAUUAUUGCGAGUCAGAAAGGCUCGCGCUGAUGGAUCGUGGAUAAUUGGUUAUUGAUGAACCGAGCGGGACCACAGCAGCGGAACCUCGAGUUAAAAAAGAGAGCGGCGUCCGUAAAGACACAUCUGAUUGAAUAAAACAACACACAUUGACCUGGUCAUCAUUAUAGUUAAAGGACUGAGGUGAAACUAUGGCUUUGGUCCUAUCAAUGAACCCUUUUUGUGAGCCUGAAUCCGAAGCCCCGCCACCAAUCUACCAACCGAUCUGGGAUUCGGAGCAUUGCAGUAAAAGCUGUAUCUCCACCUCCUCACCACCAGGGGGUAACACCCAAGGGCUCAUUGAAGAGCCCCAUUACAGACGAGCUCCUGAUCAUGUGAUGGAUCGUGUGGCCCUGUCACGGAUCUCAUAUUUCAAGAGGAAAUUUGUGGAGGAUGAAGAACCUGCACUGAGCUUCAGGAGUUACUGUCACACUCAGGUGUCACCGGUCUUGGAGGAGCGUGCACACAUUCUCCGUCUUUCUCUCGAGAAGCUGCGUUUCAUGGAUGACCCCGAGUCCUUCUUACGGCGCUCCGUGCUCAUCAACAACCUUCUCCGUCGUCUCAGAAACGAAAUCCUCCUCCAGAGUGACUGGUGCUUCCCAUCAGGUUCCACAGCAACACCUUAUUCCCUCCAAACACCUGCCACAAAUACCCCUCUUCCCCCUCCUGCCCUGCAGCCCUGCAUUACACCGCCCGGGCCGUACCGCAAACGCCUGCGUCUGCUGAGGCGUGAAGGUCCAGAGUGUGUCCCUGCCUGCUGCUGUUUAUACGCAUCCGGCCGUUACCUCCAGCUCCCCCUGUCUGUUUACGAACGGGAUGUAUACUCCAACUCUCACCCUUCUUCUUCAUCAUCAUCAACUUCAGUAAGAUUUCCACAGCUGCUGGAGGAGGAGGAUGAGGAGGAGGACAGUGAUGAAGAAGAGGACUCUGUGUGUCCUAUGUUGGCUCUGUGUCAUGCUGAAACCAGAGAGCAGAACAGGGCAUGGGAUGGUCUGCAGAGCCACAAGGAAAACAAGACCCUGGAGAAAAAGAGAGAAAAGGGGAAGGAGAAGGCUAGAGGAGGGGAGGUUUCACAGCGAUGGCUUUCAGACGCUAUAGGUUCUGGACACCAUGGGGCUCUCACCAGGGCUCACUUGAGGGGAAAAUAACAACAGAACACUUGCUGUGGAAACAAAGGAAGAAACUGGUUUCCAGCAGCUUUAUAGAUCCGUUAUACAAACCAGAAUAUCAAAGUUUUCUUAAUUUUUAGGUACUUUUUGUACUUCUGGAUUACGCAACAUCACAAAUCAAAAGGGACAGCGAAAUCACAUAUCACUCGGCUCUUGCGGAAACUACCAUACUGUGCCUUAAAUGUUCUCGUUUAAUGUGUUUGAUGUGUUUGUGGAUAUUUGUGACUGAACCAAUCCACAAAGAAGUAUGGAAGCUUGUUUCCAUACACUCACAAUUCAGAGACGAAAAGGUGAACUGCAAGGUAUAAAUUCAUAAUUGUGAUAAGAAAAACAGAACUGUAAAAUAAAAAAAGUCACAAUAAUCUUUUUUAUUUUUUUAUUUCAUGGCAGAAAAAAAAAGAAUUGUGAUAUAUAAAUUUGUAAUUCAAAAGGAUAUAAACUCUGAAUUGUGAGAAAGAAUUCUGAGUUUAUACCAGUUCCGAAGAAUUACAAGUUUAUAUCUCACAAUCCUGUGUUUAUAUCUUGCAAUUCUGCCAUUUUAUUUAUUCCGUAGCAGAAAUGGCCUUUCAUAGUGAUGGGGACCAUGUGAAAAAAGAUUCACACUCAUUCAGAAUUUGUAAGGAAAAAAAAAUAAUAAUGAAAAAAAUGUUCAAAAUUAAAUUUUGUUAAUAUAGGCACCUGUCGAAAUGCAUGACCUGGGUUGCUGUCCAUGAUGAUAAUCACAUUUACAUGCAGUGUAUUUUAGCCAGAAUGCAUGAGGCCCUGAAGCUGGCCAUAAUGUUCAAUACAAUUCUAUUCCAUUUAGCACCCUUAAUAUUUAAUAUAUUUACAUAUUCAGGAGACAAAACAUCUUAAUUGACACCAGCUGACAGAGAUCACGGAUACAGUUACCUCAGUGUCCUUAUUAAUCUGUUAUUUUGAGGUCCAAUGAUCCAAGUGAUUUGUAGGAAAGAGGGAAUCUUCAUUUACUAUGAAAGCUGUUAUUUUCAUGCACUUUUUUUAUAUUGUUUGCGUUUUCUCCGCAUUUAUUUUAUUUGUAAAAACACAUAAUGGGAGAACCUCAGACAUGAUCACAACUUAUACAGGCAACAAUGCUGGUAGGAAAUGAAAUAAAAUCUUAAACAUUGUUCUGGUUUGAUUUCUGUGUGUGUUUUUGUGAAAUGUGUUAAGAAUAAAAUGAUCUCAAGCUCACAA
Carassius gibelio (silver crucian carp) is the source of this 2813-nucleotide messenger RNA. RefSeq names its product SERTA domain-containing protein 4. Gene Ontology annotation, cellular component: nucleus. The transcript has 6 exons. Lineage: Eukaryota; Metazoa; Chordata; Actinopteri; Cypriniformes; Cyprinidae. The coding region runs from base 603 to 1598 and encodes 331 amino acids. The record is from RefSeq and is a predicted model, not a curated record.